This is a messenger RNA of Anoplopoma fimbria (sablefish), 884 nucleotides long. RefSeq names its product phospholipase A2, minor isoenzyme-like. Gene Ontology annotation, biological process: phospholipid metabolic process; arachidonate secretion; lipid catabolic process. Gene Ontology annotation, molecular function: phospholipid binding; calcium ion binding. The record is from RefSeq and is a predicted model, not a curated record. The coding region runs from base 61 to 510 and encodes 149 amino acids. The transcript has 4 exons. Lineage: Eukaryota; Metazoa; Chordata; Actinopteri; Perciformes; Anoplopomatidae.
UUGAUAUAAAAAGGGGGGCCUGAUAUUAGAGUGAGACUUGCUUUACUUGACCCUAACAGGAUGAAUACUCUCCAGGUUCUGCUUCUCUUGGCUGCGAGCCUCUCUGUUGCCCACUCGUUGGACUACAAGGCUCUGAACCAGUUCAGAACGAUGAUCCUGUGCCUGAUGCCCGACAGCUGGCCUGCUCUCGACUACGCCGACUACGGCUGCUACUGUGGAAAGGGAGGCUCCGGCACACCUGUGGACGAUCUGGAUAGGUGCUGCGAAGUGCAUGACCAGUGCUACAGCGACGCCAUGCAGCACCCUGAUUGCUGGCCCAUCAUAGACAAUCCUUACAUCAACUUCUACGACUACAGGUGUGACGAGAAAAACAGGAAGGUCACCUGUGGAAACAACAACAAAGAGUGUGAGAUGUUCAUCUGUGAGUGUGACAGGAAGGCUUCAGAGUGUUUUGCCGUAUCCCCUUGGAUCCCCGAACACGAGCACCUGCCCAGCGACCGCUGUCAGUAAAGACAGCUGAAAUGUAGUGAUGGAUCCUUUUUUCAAUUAUUUUUGAGGAUCUUUGGCUUAUUAGGAUAUUUCCACAUGCACCUGAUACAUUCACAACCAUUCAUCAUCCCCUUUAUGUGCUGAAAUACUCUUGUUGUCUGUAAUAAACAGAUCUUUCAUCUUUCACUAUAUCUCACAUGCUGCUUUAACCACAGAGGGCACUGCAGUAUCUCUUUUUCUUUCCUCGUUUGCAUAGACUUUUAUGAUUUGUCCUUGUCAGUGGUCCCGGUAGGGUUUCUGUAAAAGCCCUAUUUAUUGUAUGCAAUUGGUGCACUUUCUCAAAUAAUAAAAACAAUAAAUGAUCAUUUAAUAAUUUGCUUAAAAAUAAAACUGCA